AUGAGUCAGAGACAAGAGGAAGAAGAGGCCUAUUGUAGGGUGUUGGGGAAAAAGUAUUCCAGAGGCGAUUGCGAAAAGGACCGGAAGGUCAGACCGGUUGUUUUCGUAAGAGAUGGGACAAAAGACUUCUUGUGAAUAAGCAAUUUUUGGAUAAGUCCUUUAGAAAAGUGCUAAUACAUUACUAAAAUUGGGAAUGCUUCUUUGCAGCAAACAGAAAAUCAACAGAAAAACUUUGUUCUAAAAAAUAAGCGUUGCAGGGCUUGAUUUUCUGUUGCAGCGAAUGUAAGACAUAUAGCAAAAAGUUUCGAAGUGCGGGAAGGAUCGAAUACUGUCUGGAUAAAGAGCAGAGAAAUAUGGAAAAUUUGGAGAAAUGUGUGGAAGAGUGCGACCAGUCGAGUGUAUGAACGAGGCUCAUUCUAAGAUCUUCACCACACAUGUUAUAAGAUGACUUUUCAAGGUCAGUACGGAGAGCUCUAUAAACAUCUGGAUGUAUACAGUAUCCGGCAUUACAUUUACGUUUGCUUCAUGAUGACUAAAAAAUGAAAAAUAUCAAAGUACCUCUGGCUUUACAUCAAAACGUAUUAAAAAGUUUGUGUGACUUUUUGCACGCUUCACAGUGUCAUUUUACCGAUAUUAAAAGGUCAAUGAAAAGGCUGACUUGUAUUUCAAGAAGCGCAAUUAUUAUCAUCUAACCAACUUUUAAUAAAAAAAAACGGUGACAAUUUUCUGCCAUUUCUUAAACUAUCAUGCUUUUCACAGAUCCUCGAAUAGCCCGAUGUUUCAAUGCAUUUUGCUUUUUUAAGCUUUUUUGACCUGACAUGCGAUCUCCUUUCUUGUCUUCCUCCACACUCCAGCUCAAACUUUGAUUCAAAGUUUCAUUAACCUCCCCAAAGCCCCCAAAUCCAAUCACCCAGAGCCACUUCUUCUUCUUGUACUUGUUGUUAUUCAUUCACUCGGAAUCCUGUCCAUCUUUCUCUCUUUCAAACAAAAACAACACCGAAGAUACUGGAAAUACAAUGUGCCGCCGGAGGGAAAACCGAAUAUUUUCCUUUUUUUCGUUUUUCGCUCGGCACACGCAAGUCGCUUUUUUGUGGCCAGAGGAGGAGGAGGAGGAAAGCUCGACAUUUCAACGUACUUUUCUGGAGUGAAUGUGGAUUUUCCCGACCGUGAGAAAUUACUUUUCCUCGCCUGUAAGCGGCCCGGUCUCUGUGGGGCCGGGUUAAUGGGAUUUUACAUAAUUACGGGUUCGGCUUACUUAGGUAGUGGUUUUAACUUCAAAAAAAUGAAUGAUAAAGGAGUUAUUUCAUUGGUGGGGUGUUUACUUUUGAUGGCGCAUCAGAGAAAAAGCCGGGGAAGCCGUUGAAACUUAGUUUUGUCGGGUAGAACAAAGGAUUAGAUCGUAUUUUAGAGAUGGUAUCAGAAUUUUAUAUGGGACUGGACCAUAGUAAGUGCACAGUGACAUAGUCAAAAGCGGGUUCUUUGUUUGAGAGCCUUUUGUAAUUCCCUGUGACUUCGCUGCAGCGAAUAUCAGCAAAUGUUGAUGAUUAAACUGCACUCAAAAGUCAAAGUGUAAGGAAAUACAUAUAUCUACAUAUAUAUCCUUCAUAAAAGACACACAUAGACUCUGAAAAAUCCUUGACCAUUUUUCGCUUACUGGCGGUACAGAUUGUAAAAUUUUGUUGUAGCGGUACCCUAAUUGUUUUGAAAUUCAUUUUAUUUUGCAUUUUGAUGUCUAAUCGACGUUUCAUAACGUGAUUUAUACUAAUCUUGUCUGUGUGUGAUUACAAAGCACACACAUGAUUGUUUUGUAAAUAAUAUCUUCUGUAUAUUGUCAAGGCAACGGGUGGAAUACAAUUAAAUUUCGGUCGUGCCGACGUUCUUUUGCGUGCCCCGAGGGCGUUACUCUUUUCUUACCUUUGUCAAAUUAUGCUUGUCAUGUGGGUGGAAUGACUAGUUGAAUUGUAAUAUUUUUAUUGGGAACGAUGUUAAGCGUCUCGUAUUUUACAAUGAAUUCACUUUUUUCGCAAGUUUUGCUAUCUUUUUCUCUAUAAAAAAUCUUGUUUUCAGGCUGAAAAUAAGCCAGAUCAAAGGUGAUGUCGAAGAUAACCUCAUAUCUGGUGGCUCCUCCGAAUAAGAGUGCUAAUCAUAAGUAUCAAACAAGAGCCAAUGUGGAACGAAUUACUGGCGUUGCAAGGAAGAAUAUAACGAAUAAAAAUAGCGAUUAUCUGGUAGGCUAUUUUACGAUUCUUUGAGUUAUAAGUUUAGGUGAGAUUACUGGUCUUUUCUUCGUGUUUUCUUUGUCUUUCUUUGUGAUAUUUCUUUUGGUAUAUGUCUUGUUAAAUUGCUAUUGAAAAACCCGGUAGAUCCUGUAAAAAAUUAAGGAAAAAUCUUGGAUAUUUCAUACAAUUUUACGGUCUCAAUGUGAGCCAAGUUUCGUCAGAAUCCAAGCCAUAUUUAUAUCAUUUCAUAUCAAUUUCCCCAUAAACUUUAGUCUUUCCUCUUGUCUAGCCUAAUAUCCAAAUAUCAUCCCUUUCCGUGGCAACCCUCUCCUCCUUUCUCCCCUUAUCUUUCCGGAAAUCCGUAAAUCCUCUUUCCAAAAAAUUCUCCCAAAAUUUCAUCGCCUGACCCCGAAACAAUCGACAAAAUUCAAUACAGGCGCUGCGUAACACUCAUUAAUCACCGCACCGAAUCUCCUUUUUCCGCACUUUUGUCGACGUUUCCGAGUUUUUUUGGCGCAGAGACGACGCCAAUUCGGGAGGGGUGAGACUGUGAAAGGCUUGUCGAUAAAAUCCUCAUGUACUCUGCGGAGAUUUGCGAAAUUCGAAAAAGGGGCUGUCGACGGGACAAUUUGACAUUUGAGGUGGAGGCAAUUGGAUGUUGAGGUAUCUAGCAAUACAAAUCAAAGGUAAAGUUUGAGAAGAGUAGCCCUGGAGAGGCCUGGAGAAGUGAUCCAGGCGCGACGUUGAAGCUUGCCAGAAAUCAAGAUUAACAUUUUCAAAGACCGAUUUUUAACUCGCGCUUUGCAAAAGUGAUCGAAUUGUGGAGUGGAAGUCUCUUCCUAUGUAUGAAGAAUAAUAUGAUAGGAUAAGCAUCUACAGUUUUAAAAAAAAGCAGGCUUUAGAAGCUACAAGUUGCUUAUUUUUAGCCUCAUGUCAGCAUUUCUGCAAUUCAAAUAAACGCCAGUCUUUGGACAAAAAAAGUAAUUAUGAGUUUGUAAUUUGGUAUCAAAAAAUGUCACAGAUGCGCAUAACGAGCGUUUAUUUUGCAUCACUUAAAAAGUGAUCAUUUGCAGCUCCAAAAAGGCCUCAAAAAGUAUCCUGGAACACUUCUUUCUUUUCAGAAACUCUAAGUUUUUUCUGUACGCCAUUACUUUUCAGAUCUACAUGUAUGUCUUUUGCCACCUUUCAACCUUCCAAAAAGUGUACAUAAAUCUAACUGUUGCGUAUGCUAUGUAGCACCUAAGCCCUACAAAGCCCGUCUCCAGACGCCUCCAACUCCCCUACAAAUCUCAUUAGCGGAUUCUGUGCGCGCUGUACUCCGUGAGGGGCGCCGUUGACGCUGGCGCAGCAAGCCGGGCGACGAGUUAUCUAUCCCCUUCCCAAAUUUGAGACAAUAUAUCCAGUGUUUCCGCACCGAAAUCGCCGCCGAUAAUCAAUUUUAUCGUUUCGGUGCGUUGACGAAUCUCGCAAUUCGUUUUUUUGGGCGCGUCGCUGGCGGAGAUAAUACGGUACGACAACACACACACAGCCAGCGGCAAAAGGGCACGGCAGAAGCCGUUUUUCUCGGGCGGGGAAACGAGGUUAGUCGUUUCAAAUUUAGCCCUGAUACCCCUAAUUUCUUUCGCGCGCCGCACUCUUCCCUACAAGAGUGCACCGAAUGUUUUUCCGUCGACGGAAAAGGGGUUUUGUAAGCGGAAAGUUCGACGACGGAAUGCAACGGGAAUGGGGAUGUUGGGGUCUUGAAUUUGAAUUUCUUUAUCGGGGGAAAGCCAACGUUGCAAGGCUCAAAUUUUGAUGAAACUUGGGGCAAAUAAAGGCUAUUAUUUCUUUGAAAUUUUUGAAUUUUUGUUGCUUGCGCGUUGCAGUAUAUCACCCAAAAGUUUGGCUCCUAAUGCGGUCUAGUAUUCGAUUUUUUGGCUUAAAAUUUACCUGGAAAGUGAGGAGAGUCGAUCAGAAACAAACUUUUUGGCUAUUAGGGUGUCCCAUAAGUCUUGUGUAUUUUCGGGUUUGAGAAUUAAAGUCUCGUUUCGCAGGUCUAAAUGAAUGAAUCCCUUAAUGUUUGGUACUGUUGAGACCGCCAUCUUUUACAAUUAUAAGCAUCAGGUGGAUUUUUUUGCAGCCUUGCUAUGCAUCGUUUAAAAGCGCAAUUUCUGAGCUUCAAAACCGUAUGUCCAACAUAUCUCGUAAUGUGUCUCAGAGCUCACAAAAAUUCCCACAAAUCGACGACCCAUGAAUACACAAGACUUAUGGGACACCCUAAUAUAUUUCUUUGGAUUUAUGAGCAGAAAAAAAUAAAUUUCCGAGGAAAGUAUCCACUAUUUCCUUGUCAUUUUGGUAUGUCAUCAUUGAGAAACCUAGAGAAACUAAGAAAAUAAAUACUUGAUUUGUGACCUAUAUUUGAUCGCGCUUGAAAAGUUCGAAGAAGAUGUAGCGUUCUUUGUCAUUCUGCAGCAAUUUCUGUUCACACUAAUACUUUACUUUUAUUUUUGUAUCAUAUUGACCAUGAUGAUGUUUGAAAUAUUUUUCUUACUUGCCUGUCCCUCUAUGACCGUUCUCGCGACUUCCCCUGCAUUCUGUUGUAUUGUAAUCCCAUCUACAAUACCACAACCACUCGCCCCACCACAUCUCCCAAUGAUAACCCACCGAAAAUGCUUGGAAAGUAAUUGUCAGACAGGAAGAAUGAUACGACAAAGUAAUGAAUUGUUUCGUAGAUAACCAGUUUUCGGAGCCGGGGGGAGAAACUGUUUGAAACGUUGUCGAUAUUUGAGAACUUUCUUUUUUUUUUGGGUUUUGGGGUGACCAUGUUAGGAAUCGCAGAUAUACUUUUUAGUUGGAUACACUUUUCGCCCGCCGAUAUUUCCUGAAAUUGUUCGGUGAUGGUCAAAGUGCGCGACCAUCCCCUGAUUCACCGCGAAAGUCUGGAGGAAUGGGGAGGGAUUUAGGUUACUGUAAUUGGGGCUGCGAGUUUCUGUGGGGAAUUUUGGGGAAUUUUGAGGAAAAAAGUUUUUUUUCGAUUUUACGGAUUUUGUUGGGCGAAAAUGUAAUUUUUUAGGCUUCCAUACCGUAUAAGAAUCUGUGUUUUAAUCUUUAUAAUGCUUUAUUGUUGCACUGUCACCAUAAAAUUUAUGAUCUCUCACUUCAAAGUCAUCAUUUUUUAAUCUUCGUUUUUAGGCUUUUUCUUUUUCAAAAAUUGUAAAUUUUUUUAUUUUGAUGUGAUGAUCAAACAUCAUUUUAUGUUUUUUACAACCUUUACUACUUUGUCUACCCAUAUUUGAUGCAAAAUUUAUAAUUUUCGCCUUUUACCCAUCAAAAUCAUCAUUUCCAAAUUUUCGUAUUUUAGAGUUAUCUGUUCUUCUAAAGUCAUCAUUCUGUUUGCAUAAGACUUCCUCUCAAAAUGCUCUACGGUAUUCAAAAACACUUCAUACUCUAUCUACCCAUAUUUGAUAUCAAAUUUCCAUUUUAUUCAAAUCUCCCUUCACAAACUUUUUUAUUUUUUUUCAAAUGUGAAUUUUUGCAAAAUCCAAAGUAAAUUAGACGCCUUUAGACAGUAAAUAAGAGAGUUUACAGUCCUUCCUGGGAGUGGUCACUCCCUUUUACCAUCUCCUUUCGAUCUAUACAAUGAAACAAGGAUCCUGUUUCCCCUCCAAUCGCUCGGCGACAAUGGAGUUUUGUUCAUCGAGUAGGCGUCAAAGGUCCUGCAGAUUGUCAUCAUAUGACCUGUGGUUCCGUCUGAUUCUAUUUUGGUCACAUUUUAACUUGUAAUUUGUUGUAUUUUCGAGAUUUUUUGUCUUUUUCAUGGAUAACAUGACUAAAAAUUUUGAUUUCUUAAAAUAAGGUUAUUUCGAUGUCUAACAUAAGAUUAUUUUGCAUUUUCUGGUGUCGUAAGAAAUGAUGUUCAACUGCUAAUAUCAUUAAAUUUCCCUAUCAAACAAAAAAAUCGCAAAAAGAUCUGGAAUUUUGUCAAUAACCCCCGUUUUUAAUGGGCUUAUAUCUUGCGAACCAUUAAUGGGCACACGAUAUAGGUUAUAUGGACUGAGAGCUUAUUGUGUGUGCUUUACGACGAGCUAAACGUUUUUGAAAAUAUUGAAAAAGUAGGGGUAAAAAUUGAAAACUAAAAAAAAUUAAUUUUGGCCUGAUUGUUUCAAAAUUGUCCAUAAAAAGUUGUUAAAUAGUACUGUAAAAAUUAUUUUUCUGUCAGUUAAACCCUCAUAAGGUACUGAUCAACUAGUAAUUUUUUACGUAUUUUAAAAAUCGCUUCCAUUUCCUCCAAAAUCCGAUGAUUAAUCACCACCUUUCUUCACAAAAAUAAAAGUCCUGUCGCACUGUUGUAUAAUAUCACCCUGUUUCUUCCCGCCGCUACAUUUUACGGCGCCGCGCGGAUUUUUUUUGUCAUUUCAAAAAAAUUUUUUUGGGGAUAAGGCGCGCAAAGUGGGGAGAUACGAAGAAGGAGAGGGGAGAUAAAGAACAAAUGUUGUUUCGUAAAGGGGAACUAUCCGUUUUUCUGUAAGUUUGGCAUGAAAAUAGCGAUUUUUUUUUUGUGGGAAAUCGGUGUCUAAUUUUGAGAUUUUUUGGAUUUUUGAUGACUUUUUUUGUUGAUUUUCUUGGCGAAAAAAGCCGGAGUAAUAUUUAACCAUAUAUAAAAUUUUGUUUUAAAUCGUAUUUUAGGCCGGUUAAAGAAGUUUUGUCUCAUUUUUGGGCAAUUUUGUAAUUGCCCAAAAAAUUGUCUCAAUCUUCCUCUAAAUUGUUUUCAUUCUGUAGGUUAUUAGUUUUCUAAUAAAUACAUGCUAUUGAAGGCCGUAUUUUACCUCUUCUCCAUCUUAAAUCUCUCAUCUUUUGUCUCCACUAGCCCCUCUAGGAUAAGAUAAAAACCCAAAUUUUUGGACUAAUUUCCCCCUCAGGUCCCUCGAUAUGUCGUGAGGACAUCGCUCAACGCCUCCACAUCCCCGUUGAAGCCGCGGCCCAUCAAAUUCUUGAGGCCAAUACGGCCAAUUCUUGGCCGGAACUCGAAUGGAAAACUUGAGACAGAUCUGUAAGUUUUAUCGCAAUUUUUUAGCGAUUUUUCGGCGUAUUUUAUAUAAAAAUUCUUUCAGCGACAAGCCCUCAACUUCAUCGCCUGCGGUCGCGAAUUUCGGAAAUGAGAAAUUGAAGCAAAAAAUCACCGAAAAUCCCAUAAAUUACCGCAAAAAUCGACCGGUUCCGUCGACCACCAGCGUCCCGCAACUCAACCUGAUCCAAAAACAAUUCGAUUUGAUCAUCAACAAUGCCGACUUCCGGCCCCGCGGCGACUGCACAGUGCGCCGCGUGAAAAAUGAUGAUCGCACCGUGCAGGUGCCCGCGAAACGGCUUCGCACAGUGCACAGAAAAGAGCAAAAUGGGAAAUGCACAGUGCAAAACGAAACAAGAAAUGCGAAUUGCACUGUGCGGAAAUUUGAGAAAAAAGGAUUGCGCACAGUGCACAACGAUGAACAGAGAAUGGAUUUCACAGUGCAACAAGAACAGACAAACACUGACUGCACUGUGCGAAAGGACUCUUUCAAAACUGACUGCAUUGUGCAGCCAAAAAUCAGAAAUGGCCGCUGCACAGUGCGAGAGCGCAGCAACAAUUGCGACACAUCGCCCAAGCCCUCGACAUCAAUUCCAACUUGCACGGUGCAACCAACAUCCUCUCCAAACAUCCGCACUGUGCAACCAUCAAUUUCCUCAACCUCGCGCACCGUGCUCGUCGCACCGGAUGGAAAACGCACAGUGCAACGCGUCUCGUCGCGUGACACAAACACGUCACUGACCGCUGAUGGAAUCGCGUAAGGAAUUCGGUGUCGUCGGUUGUUUCAUUUUCCGCCCGCACUCUUUUCUCUCUCUCUUCUUGUCUUGAUUUCCUUCUUCGUCGCGCUCCGAGUUCAGUGGGUGCGACAGGUUUCCGAGAAAGUGCACUGUUUUUUUGUUCAUUUCGCGACAACUGUGUCGUCGGCGGACUUCCGCGUUUUUGCACUGUGCGCUGUCGAAUGAGAAGAUUGAUGGGAGUUUGCACUGUGCGAAGGGGUGGAUGCACUGUGCAACUUGGGGAUCCCUCUUCCGCUCAGUGCAGCGACAAACGCUUGCUUUGUCGCCUUGGUGAUUCAGGGGAUCGCUUUUUUGACCUUGCGAUGCAAAUUUCUCAUCGCCAAAAUGAUUUGGCUUGCACUGUGCAAAAAUUUCUUCCAUUCGCGACAUUCCGAAUGUUCAAUUUUCCGCACAGUGCAUUCAAAAUCUCCCCCCGUCUCGAUUGCACUGUGCACUGAAAACAAACAAAACCUCGGGCGGCGAUUGGCUGUCGCAGCGACAGAAAUCACUUCCUGAAAACAUUUCUGUCACUUCCAGAAGCGCGACAAGCCCUCCCUUUUGUCGCGCACUGUGCUUUUGAUGGGUCCUUCGGAUCGUUUGCCGCCAAUUGGAUUUUUGUCGCGAACAAAGAAAAAAGGGAAGCGCGACAAUGAACACAGUGCAAUCAAUCCACACGCACCAUUUUUCAAACCCAAAUUUCGGUCCAAAUUCGGGGGGAAGCGACAAAAUUCGGGGAAGGAAGCGACAAAAAUCCCAUUUUUUGUUUUUGAGGCCGAAAAACAAAUCAAGUGCGAUUUCAUGGGAUGUCGCGGGACUGCACCCUCCUUUCCUUCCGCUGAAAUGCAAUUUCACGCACCGUGCAUUUUGUCGCAUUUUGUUUUUGGGACUCGAAGGGGAGAAGAGAUUUGGCCGCACCGUGCGGGGGAAGUUUGAUUGCACUGUGCGGGAAAAUGUUGAUGAAAAGAAGGAAUGCACAGUGCGUUUUGAAGUUUUUUUGCGCUUUUUGUUUUUGCACAGUGCAAUCCUUAUUUUUCUUCCAUUUCCGACUGCACAGUGCAAAAUAAAACCUCCGAAACGCCUCCAAAUCCAUUGUUUUUGAUCCAAAUUUAAUUCACAACCAUCUGUACCGAUAUUCUCGUUCCUCCAAAUGUCAUUUUAUGUCAUCGGACCAUCCAAUCCAACACGGAAAUCGCCCAAUUCCAAUGCAUAUGGGCUCUAGGUCGUUUGGGAAAUUGAUUCCGUCCAAAAAAGUUUUACCGUCGCACCGAAAUCCCUCUCCCUCCAAAAGCGAAAAAAAACAAUUUCUCCUGUGACGGAUCAAAGGCAUUUUGGAGGAUAUAUGGGGGAGAAGAGGGGGACAUCUGGCCGAAAUGGGCUCCGCUCUCCUGACAAAACUUUCGGAUCGCCUGGGAUUUACAUUGCGGAAGGUGAGUGGGCCAAAAGUCGGAGGAGUGGACCGCGUUUUUACUCGGUCAUAUCAAUUUCGAAUUCUUUUGAGGGAAAUUCCGGGGUUUUUGAAGUUUUUACCCUUAGGGCAUAAGGUUAAAAUUCCGUUUUUUGUAGAUAAAGUCUUACCAGUUUGUAUACAGUUGUCUACCACGUUUUUGAAAUUCUUCACACCUUUUGAAAAAUCAAUUUUGGGUAUUGCCACGAAAACUUGAAUUUCUUGGCAUUGCUUUUUUUGCUCUCUAACAAUUUUACCGCAAUUUUUAAACCAUUUCCUUGCAUUUCCUAUACAGUAACCUCCAAAAUCAGCAAAAAAAGUUGAGAAAAUACUGUAAAAAUUCCCUACCGUCUAAAAACCCCUAUUACUCUCCUGUACCAAAAAUAACUUUUGAUUACCUGGUCUUUUGACAUUCCCUGACGUCUACAGGAUUACCUUUAUUUCCUCUAUUCGCCCGAUUUCACAACAUCUUCCCUCUGCCCAAACAUUGGCCCUUUUGUGGGCACGAUUACGAUUACCACUUUUACAUUAGGGCCUUUGCUUCGACCGUCUUGAAAGGAUUAGUUACCUAAGGGUCUAAUCACAAGACUUACUGUCCUCAUUUAUUUCUAAUUCCAUUACUUUUUCGGCGGUUAAUUACUCGUUUUUGUGGGGCCGAAGAAUGGCCUAAGGGCAUACAUGGUAUUUGGAGUUUUACAGGUAUUUCUAGUAUACGUCAGGCGGCGUGGUAAUCAGCAAAGUACUUGGUAAUGCAGUUACUGUAAAAAGUUUGGGGGGAUUCUGUUUUUGAAGGUGUUUUCGGGGGAAAAAAUUUCAAAUUUCGAAAAUGUUCCAAGAGCUUUUGCUUUUCUUUCAGUUUCUAAAUCACGCCCGAACUUUGAAAACCAAAGAACAGUAACAACUGUGACACAGCACCUAAGGCACUAUUUUUUCGACAAAGUGCGGCUUGUUUUUUCCGGUUCAUAACUUCGGUUCUAGACGUUUUCUGUUAUUUUCGGUAAAAAGGGAUAAAAACGGGCUCAAAAAUGAUGAUUUUAAGGAUAAAUCUAGACUGAAAUUCCCUUAGGCAAUCAUAUUUUUGAAGAUAAAGGCAGUUUAAAUUUUAAAAAAUUAGGUUACAACCCGUUUGUUGGCGCUUUUAAACAGUUUAUCAGUAUGUUAUCAAUGCUAUAUGCCGGCCGUUUGUUUGCUUCCUGAACCAACUUUUCCAGACUAUGAAAAAGCUAUGAUUUCCAGCUGAAACUCUGCUGUUUGACCCCGUCCAUUAUCACACAGUUUGUCAUAAUUUGUAGGCAAUUUAGGAACUGUAGGGAGCAGGUGUUAAUUUUGCUGUUGAAUUUGGUACGGACCUUGGAAAAACUGCUGGUUUAUAUGUAAAGCUAUACAAUUUAUGCCUUAUCAAGCUUUGUCAUCCAAUUUUAUUUGUAUAGUUUUAUUUUCUACUACAUUUCAGGCUUUUUACUUUCAGAAAUUUUGAGGUUUUUAUAUUACCUUAGAGAUUACCCCAAAUUUUUAAAAUUUUGCCAUAAUUAUUCAAAAUUCUCGUUUAUUAAGAUACCUUGUUUCUCAUUUCUUUCCGACCUGUUUGUGAGUGUAAUAACAAUUGCCGCGAUAUUAGAAAGCCAAAAAGACGGAUCGUAUUAACCGGUAAAGAGAGUAAUAUCGAGAGAAUUAGAGACCGAAUUAAUCUUUCUUUCACUGUCCAAAAUGGCUGAUUGAUGGGAUUAGGAAGAAAAGAAAAGCAUAGUACAGUUUUAAAGUCACUUUUCACAAUGCAUUGGAUCAUAAAAUAGGGUGUUAAAAGUAUAAAUAUGAUGACAUUUUCCAUUUUUUUGCACAUAUUUAGGCUUGAAGUUAUAUAAAUUGCAAAAAAAAAAGAUUUUUCUCCACUCAAAAAGUCAAAAACUCGCUUUUUAAUACAGUAAUCUGAAACAAAACUACAAAAGAGUAGCGUAUUAAGAGAGGGGAGAUUUGAAGAGCCAAACAAAAUGGAGAGAAAGGCGAACGAAAGCCAAUGGGAAUUUUUAUAGCGGUCUCUCUUGUAUGCACAAAUGUCUGGCGAAUUGCACAAUUUAUUGUAACCCUUUUACGGCCAUCACUGCGCAAUCCUCAGCAUACGGCAAUCUUGGACUGCAGGAGAAAUUAAAGGCAACGUAUUUUACGUCUUUCUUAUAAACUUUCGAGGUGAUUUUGGGGUUAUUGAUUCUUAUAGUGAUAGACGCAUAACAUUUCUAGCAAUAAAGCAACUAGAAACCUUGUAUAUAUACAAAAUAAAUCGCAGAAAAUCGAAUAUUUUCGAUUGAAAAAUCUUGACGAUUUCUUGAAAGCCUAAGCCAAGGUUUCUGGAUGUGUUUUAAAGUCUGAAUCUUAAUUGUUACUAAGCUUGAUCAGAUCAAAAUCCAAUGCAUUUUUGUUCACUUCCUAGGUAUUCUUGAUACAGUAAACCCCGUCAAAUGAAAAUAGUGCCUAGAGAUGAUCCUACGAAAGUCUAGCCAAUCCAAGCGGCACUUACUGCGGCUUUUCCUCACUCCGACAAUCCUCAUGUUCUACGUGAGCUCACGUCUGAUCCUUCGCUUCUAAAUCAAAUAAUAAACAAGUAAUAAUGACAAUCAUCUCACUUUUCUUUUUUUCCUCCUCUUUUCCUCAAUCAUUUGUUUCUAGAGAUCGACAAUUGGUCUCUCGGAGUGUUUCGUAUUCUGCUGAAGAACUGUUUCAUCACAUUACUCAUCAUAUUGCAAGAAAGAUGCACCUGUACUCGAAAAGAGGCGAAAAUUUCACGUAUUGUUAAUUCCGGAGAUUAAAGAGCUCUGCUGAAUCGGAGCGCUCAAAUUUUUACUAUAAAUUUGGCCACAAACUUGGAGCUAUGGCCAUUUUUUAAAUGUGUUCAUUGAACCAAUAUUGUAUUAAAAAAAAGUUCGGGUUUUAUUCGAAAUCUUCGACCUCUGUUACAGUAAUUAAUCCUGCCCAUUCAUUGCCGCCACUACAUUCAAAAUUGUCUCCUCCCAAUCCCGUCUCCUCACAGUCCCCAUCCAAACCAACUUUUUUUCGAAUCGGGCCUGUACAUCGCUCCAAAAUGCCAUCAAUUUAUUUGAUUUUUACUGUCCCAACUCUCCUCGGCCUGGACCUUUUCCCCUCGCCCGUUUUAUGGCCAUUCUACUGUAACACAUGUCUUCUUUCGUGGCCGACAAAACUCGGGAAGCCAUUAAAUGCAAACAGACCGGCAGACUGUUCGCAAAGCGGAAAGGAGGGGAUAGAAAUGCCGGAGGGCAAUGCCCGGCUUCGAACGGGAGAUCUGUCCGGAAGAGGAAAGAAAGACUGUGGCCCGAGACCGGAGAGGGUUUCGGUUUCGUUCUGGGAACUAUUCGAGGUUGGACCUGGGAGAGAGGGAUACGAAGUGGAUGAGUUAUAUGUACGUAUAGGUUAUGGUUACAGUGAAAUCUUUGAGAUCUCAGAAGUAAUCGUAUUUUAAAAGCAAUCUCUAUUUUUCACCCUCCUUUUAUCCAACCUAUUCCAUCCAUCUGCACUCCAUUUUUUUUUACAUUUUUACAGCCUCGUCGUGUAUUAAGCCGCCUUUCCUACGGCCUUUCCGUUCGUCGUGGCACAGGGUAAUCCAGAGCUGAAAAACAAUGGAAAACAGGCGGUUUUGUGCACUUUUGUUCGGGCAAUCCGACAGAUAAAACCGAGACGAAAUCGUGGGGAUAAGAGGGCCGAAGGAUGGAGCGGAAAUUUGCGGUCAGAUAUAUUAGAAUGGGGAAAAACUUUGGCAUUUUUAACGUAGUCUCUUGCUUUUGACAUCACACAAAAACAUUUUUAGGCUUUCCAUUACUUCUAUGAUAAAUUUAGUACAAUUCCUGUCUACUACAGUGUUAUAAAGUAGUCGAAUUUCUUACUGUAUUAACUACAAACUUCGACCAAUAAGGGCUUUCGAAAUUCUCCCAGUAGUCUCAAAUUGUCAUUAAACAGUCGAGCCAUGUACACACUUAAACGUUUCUAUACAAGAAAAAUGAGGCUGUAAUUACAUCCGUCUUUUCGGCCGUGUUCGGCCGUCAUUCUGUUGUAGAAGCAUUUGGAAGGGAGCAACGGUAAAAUUUUGUUUUCAAAAAUUGCUAGUUCUAUUUUUGACGAUAUAAAUGACAACUUCUGCGAAAAAAGCGACUUUUGCUUCCUUGGCAUAGCAAUUACGACACAUUUUUUGUUUGUUUCACCCUUAUUUUCCAAUGUUUGGCCUCCGCAAAGAUCGGUCAAUAUCUUGGCUGUAAUUGCAAAGAGACAGCUAAGAUUUACAGUAGUCUUAUAAUGGUCUACAAGCCGCAUACACACCAAAUUGAAAGCAAAUCUCUUUAUCGCUGUUUGAGAAAUACCUUGUAAGAUUUGAAUGGCAUUAAAUUUUAGAAAUGCUCAGAUUACACAAUCAUUAUUUAUAAAUCUUUGCUUUAUCAUAUUACACAAUAACCGAAUACAUAUUUCACCAUGCUUUGUCGCCCUUACGACCGCAUAAACUGUUUGUUUACAUUCCGUACUCAACAUAUUCUAACCAUUCCGUUUCAGGCCCCAUGAUGAAACUUUCCCUUUCUGCGGCUGUGAACGAAAUAUCUUGCCCUUAAUAUGGUCACACAGUCGGGGACGAUUUGAAUAAAGUCGUUAGGGGCUUUCAGAAAAAUAUCCUCAGGGGACCGGCGACACAAAAGUUGUUUUAUGCGAUGAUAUCCAUAAAGUUAUUUGAGAUGGGGACAAGAAACGUACAUGAUACUUGCGAGGAGUAUUAUCAUACUUUUCGUUAUUUGUUGUGUCGGAAAUUGAGGAGAUCUUAAGUCUAUGAAGGUAGGGUAAGGGUAGAUUUGUCUUGUUUUUAAGAUACCAUUAAGAAAACCCCUAAAAAAUCUAGCAACCAUUGAGAUAUGAGAUUUUAAAGAUACUCUUAUUGCUUGUAGAAACGUGCCUUCUUUAAUAUACAACAAGCGUCAUUCUUUCCCCCACACUUUUCCGUUUCUAUCCCUACAUUCCCGGCAUUAUCCGCUCUAACCCAAUUUAACAGUACGCCGAUCCCUUCUCGUCGGCGGGCCUUCCGUUCUAUAAUUCCAUAAAAUUUUUAGUACAGAACCGCCCGAGGCGGUGUUGUGUCACAAAAAUUUUUAUGAAAACCCCCGCUCGCUCCGGAAAACCGAAGCCGACCGUCGCAGUCUUCAGGAGGAGCGGGAAAGCGGGGAGGAAGGGCGGUGAAACGCGCGAGAGGCAAGAGGGAAGUGUCUCGGCCGCCGUUUUCGUGCCGGUUUUUACAGGACCGGCGCCGGCCCGAAACACAAAAAAGGAGCGCAGAACCGAGAGUGCUGUAAGAGGAGGGCCAGCGGCCGAAGCGCAUGGUCCGGAGAGUGUUUGAAAAGGACAGGAAAGUGCCACAAACGUUCAUGGGGUACUCGGCACGGGAUCUUGUGAUUCCGAAUGUGAGGUGUGGGAUGAUUUAUGGAGGGUACUGUAGAAAUAAAUUUGGAAAGUCUAAUCGUCUGAAAUUUCCCAAGGUUAGUUAUGCGACUGUUUUAGACAUCAUAGGCAAAAGAUUUCAAUUUUUUCGCUACAAAAUAUCAUUGAAAAACAUGGGAUUGCUUGCUUGAGAUCAUGCUCAAGUUUUUUUAAAGUUUUUUUAAAAAUUUUGUUCUCCACUGUAAAAUCUCGACGGUUUCAGCAACGCGUGAGCUAAAAAUCCAUUGUUCACAUUACAAAGUUGCAAGCUUUAUUAAUGCCAAAUGUUAUCGAAAUCGAAAAGUCAUAUGGUGGGAAUUUUUGGGUUCAUCAAGUCUCCCUAUUCUCUCACAAUUUCAAAAUUUCUACUGCCCUCCUUUUGUCAUCAUCUUCCUUUUUGCACUGUACGUCUUCCCACAUGACCUUGGUCAUGAUAACCUCUGCCUCCCUGGCCUCAUCCUGUCCUCAUGCAAGCAGCGUUAAUCAAAAUUCCAUCCGACACUUAGGGUGUUGCAAGCAGACAAAAAUUUUAAUUAAACGAACCGAGUCCAUUCCCUACCGAAACAAGCCCUGUCUUCCUGUAUGACAAGCGCUUCCUCGGCCGAGCGGCCGCAGAGUGCCCUUUGUAACACAAGACACGAACCCUCCAUUUUCUGUGCAAAUGCUGCUGCCCUCCGGCACCGAAAUUGCUUUCCCGCGAGUGUUUCGGGAAGUGGAGGGGCGCUGUAUGGAAUGUUUUGUGUGUCCCACCAAAAUUUCUCGCGCACAAACAUUUUGUGCCAUAUUUCAUUUCGGCCGCCGCGCUCGAUCGUAAGGGUCAACUGGGUCCGGGAGCGGAGCGGAAGGGUUCAAUUCCCCGCCUACUGUAAUACUUGCCUACUUUUGUCCGCACUUUAAAUGACCUAUUUGAGGGCCAAAGAACGGAGUAAAAUGCGUUCUUUGAUGAGAGCGGACUUUUUACAGAAUUAGAAAAUUAUAGUGUUACUAAGAAUGACAAAAGUCUUUUUGAGACGGCCUUUGAAUUUUGGACCAUUUUAUAGCGAUUGUAAUGGAUUUUAGUCAUUUUUGUAAUCAUUUUUACAAACUUUCAUCAAUUUUUAAGAAAAUGUAAAAAUUAUUUUUUUUUUUGUUUUUAAGGUAGUAAUUCUGCACUGUUUUCAAUUUUGCAGUAACAAGAAAACUGUUUGUUUUAUUUUUCGUCUAGUAAGCCCUGUUGCUUCGUGAUGUUUAUCUCAUGUUUGAUGUUUUAAAAAUCUGGCCUUUCGAUGUCAAGAAUAAUAUAAAUCUCUCCUUGGAACUUGGAAUUCAAACUAUUUUAUGUCCGAGAGUAAACAUCAAGCCCUCAACCGUAGCUCACAUGCCCUUUCCCAUUACAAUACUUUGCUUGUGUACGUUGCCGGAGGGCAUUCUUGUUCUUUCGGCCGAAAAGUUUCUUUUGUGCGAAGAGAAAAUCUCUCGCGGCCCAACUUUCCCACCCAAAAUUUCGGUCGGAACUUGGUGAAUGCGCCCCACUUGCAAAGUCAGGGUUUCAGUAAUGAGGGGCCGGUCCGCGCAACACGCCUGUUUCUGGCCCUCAGGCCCCGAAUUGGCGCCGAAAUGGCACUGUCCAAAAUCAUUCGACCGAAAUCUUCGCCGCCGAAUUUCGAAGUCUGUGCCGGCCGAUGGGAAGAGGAGGGGGGACGGCGCGCGCGUUGUAAGAAGGCAGCUGUCAAUUUGGCCUGAGGCCGCUUACAGCGAGUGGCUGUAAGUGCGGUUAGCUCCAAGGGUCUUGGUAGCGGCGGGAAGGGGCCGAAAUUUAAAUAAGAAAGAAGGUUCGGUCGGCCGGCCAAAAUCUCGUUUAAUUUCCGAUUUUGCCCUCAAGGCAUAUGAGUGGAGAACACAGGGUAUGAACUAAUGGAGAUUCGGUAAUAUGGAUUUUAAAGUUUUGAAGAUUUUUUAUAUAUUUUAGUUUUCUAAGGUCCUCAAAAUUACUUUGCUAUCUACCAUGCGCUUCCUACGUUUGACCAUUGCCCUGCCAUGCCUUUAAAAAUCUCAAACGCUCUUAAUAGGGAUUUCCGGAAAGAAAGUGCAUUUUUUACGCCCUCAAGAAAGUAUUGCUAAUAAAAAGUCGCUGCAGAAAAUUACCCAAAGUGUUGUAGCGUGCAAAUGAAAAUUUAUUUUUAAUAUUUCGCGGAUUAAAUGGUGAUAUUUGGGAAAAGAAACGUUGAAAUUACAUCCUUUUCUCCCGCUGGUUUUUGGCCCUGUCAUUGGCCCCCAGCGAACGCCACGCAAGGUCCCUUUUAAUGAGCGCUGUAAGGAGUGUAAUGGUACGCAAUUUCUGCUUACAUCAUUUUAAAAAUCCCGGCCAUCGCUAAUUUAAAGUUAAUUUUUUUUAUAAUUUGUUUCCUCCGAAGAGUGUAGAUUUUACUUUCAAUAACUGUACUGUUUAUAGUGUUUUUAUUAUUUUUCUAUUGCGUAAUUCUCUUCCUAACAUUGUGAAACUUCUUGCGGGAUGGCUUAGAUGACGGACACGGCCAUCUUAUGUUUUUCUAGGACGUUUUCUUCGUCGUACCAUGCAAAGGAAGAAAAAUGAGAAGUUUUUUUUCGAACAGUGCAAAUUUUUGUACAAAUCGGUCACGGAAUAAAAGCGACGUUUGCGGCUAAUUUCAUUGCCCGUCUAUGUUAAAAGUGACAAGAAUAAUUUACCUUUUAAAUCGACCAAAAAUAAAUUUCAGUGCAGAAUUGAACUUUGUGACAACUGUUUGCAACCGAAUUUAAGUCAGCAAAAUAGUUUUUAUACAAAAAAGUUUACCUAAAAACAAGUUUCAAAAGUGAAAAAAAUAUUCUUUGACGGGAUAAUUACUUGAUUUAUGAUAUCUUCCCCUUAGGCCAUCAACAUUUCGCUUUCCCGAGAAAGACGGAGCGCUACUGUAGUACUGCUAAUCUGUUCUUCUUCUUCUCGCCCCAUCCCCUCAGGGCGUCGACGGCGAAGUUUAUUCGGAUGGUGGUGCUGACCGAAGAGCACAAGAGUAAGAAUGGGAUUUGUAAGUGCUCGAAGCAAGAAGGGGGAAGGAAACAAGAAAGAAGGGCGGCCCCUCACAGAAGCGGCGUAAGAAAAUACAUUUCGGGAGGGGACCGGAAAGUCCUGUCCGUGCCGGGAUUGUGGGUCCCUUCCACAGGCCGACAACUGUUCGCUAUUUUGAGAGGGAGGCGAGGAAUUCGAGAAGGGAGGAAAUUUUUUCUUUUUUCUUUCCUUUCUUCGGUCCGAAUGCUUUUGUGGAUUAGAAUAUCUCAGGCCAGCUGAGGAUGGGGUACAGUCACGAGAGCCGUAUUUUCGAGUUUUUCUGAGCUCCUCAAGUCAGGAAUUGCCUUGUUUUCGACGAAAGAAGCGAAAGACUUAUGAAAAUUCUUUGUAAUUUUAGUUUGGACCUUGUGAUCAAUCCUUAAUCAUUAUUCUUAAUAUUUUUGAGCUUUGAUUUGUCUAUCGUUUACAAGAUCUCUUUGUUUAUACUAUCCGAGUUCUUGUGAGCCUAUUUUUACCCUUGCCAUUAGUUAAAGCUCACUGUGGUGAGCACUUUUUACAAAACCACACUUUUGAAACCUCUCCUCAAAUUCACUUAUCCGACCGUACUUUCGCCGCGAGCACUAUCUCGACCAGUGAAUAGGCGUCAGGCCUCCAACUAAUUGCUUUCUGCUCCGUACAAAACCCAUAAAGGCGCCCGAGGCGUUUUCCGGAUACCGGCCCAAUUUAUUGCCCAAUUAAGGGCAGCCCAAACAGUGUCAUAAGGUACGGGGCGGCGGAUGAAUUGGGUGGUAAUGGCCAAUGUAAAAAUAUGCACUCUCGGUCGCCCUCCUGGGAAUUUACCCACCAUUAUGUUGUGGAUCCACGGGGGCCUAGUGGGUGAUGGUAUUCACCAACAUACAUUCGAAACUAUUUCUGAGCGAAUGUAAUUCUCUGGUGCGGUUGGGGAGUUUUAGUUAGGAGUGGAGGCUAGGAUAUGAGCAGAAAAAGGAUAUCUUACAGUACAAGCGGCAAGACUGUAAGAGCUUUAUGUUGAGAGACAUAAGGAUAUUGCUUUAUUCCUCUGCCAAUCAAACCAUCUUCUGAUCCCCGUAUUUUCUUCCAUCUCAAAUUCUUCGCUGUUUUAUCGUAUAAAAACCAAUGACUGUAGGUAACUUAACAGCCCCUAAGCUACAUAACAGCCCACAUAAUGCUUAAGUACUGCCAUUUUUGUACUCUAAAUAACAUGAAAAUUACAUUAUCAACCGUGGCGUGACUAGUUACUGUUUGAUUUUUGCCCCAUGGCACUCACUACACAUUCUGUACCUUAUAUUUUCAACCCUUAUUGCUCGCAACUUUCUAGACCACAAAUUUACAAUCGCUUCAUACCGGCCUAUUCCACCACUUCCUGUCCUUAUUACUUUUUAUUAAAUUUGGAUGCCGCGCUCUAAAAUUCUACGUCAUUUUCCUUCCCUAAUGCUCACCCUCUCUUGUAAACUUAUUCUGAUCUUUUGUUUGGGCUACAGUACCCUUUCUGCCACCGCAGCACGGUAUUGUCAUGCACGGUGCGCUCCGGAAAAAUGUUUUGUGGGCCGCCUGAAGAAUUUUCGGUUUUUUUGGCCUGAGGGCGCGCCGCUUUUCCCGAGGCCAUAUAAAAGCGGUGCAUUUCGGUAAUUGCGCCUGACGGUCGCGUAUAAAAUGUAUUCCGAAGAGGAGGAAAGAAGGGGAGCGAAAGGAAUACGGCCACAAACAUUCCGAACAUGUUAAAGGCCCCAAUAUUUGGCCUCCGGCAUUUUUGUGCUCUUUGAGCUGGACCGUCUGUUUCCGGCUCCUGCGGAUUUACUGUAAUUGGCCGUGUUUCAGAGUAAAAAAGAUGGUUUCUGUUGCAAAGAAAAUCUCGGUUAUUCCUUCAGGCUUUCUGAACUUAGCUAUGACAAUAUUUUUUGAGCAAAAUUCAAAUCAACUCCGUCAUUACGACGGGUUUAUUCAAAGGCGCUCGAAAUUGUAAGUUGAUAUUUUUAGUCAAACUAAAAGAGCAUAUUCCAUGACCUUUCAAGGACAAAAAUUUGUGCAAGCCCUCCCUCUGCUCUCAUUUUGCUCGAUAUUACAUGUCGACGCUGUCAAAGCAUCUUACCAUAAUCACAAUAAGCAUCAUAUUAUCAAACCCGAAUCAUGCCAUUUCAGUACAUUUACAUUUAUUACACCGGAAGCCUACGCGGAUGUCCAUUUUGCAUGUUCAUUUGGGAUAAUGGCAUUGUACGCACGACUGUUUUUACAAUAGUUUCGUUAUACAUAUUUGGUUCUUUCAUCCAAAAAAAGCCCAAGUUUUGCUCGAAACCCGGUCGAUUAGCGAGAUCGCUGCAUAAAUUUACAAAGUACAUACAAGCAAGGUUUCACCUGUUCCAAAUAGAGUCUUUGAAUAUCUUGCGGAAUUUUCAAUUUGAUGACAAGUAUUUUCGAAUAUGUAUUUCCUGGUACUGUAUGGCACUGUGGCCCAUUAAUUACGGGCUUUAAUUGGCAUUUUCUUUUUUUUUGUAAUUGUGUAUUUGUAUCGGGUUUUAUUGGAAAUUUUAUGGGUUAGAGGGUAAACAGUCGGCGACAUUUUAUACGCUCAAAUAUGCCCUUUUCCCUGGAGAAUGGUGUAGGGCAAAAAAAACGAGGUCAAAUAUUGAGAAAAAGAAAAAUUCAAAUUUUCUAAAAGCCGGACAUCAAAUUGGGACGGUAGUUUCCACUUAUUCAAUCAGCGAAUGCCAUCAUUUCCGUGCAUCUUUGAUGCGAAAAACCAUAGCUAUCCUGGUAACCCUAACUAACGUUUCGACACAAUCCUUACCCAUGGAUUAAUAUAACCCGAGUAAAUCUUGUAGUAUUACUCUAAGAAACCCACCCACCGAAGUCCGCUCUCGCCCCUCUCAUAUUGUACAUGGCACCCUAAUUCGGGCAGCUGAUGAACAGUCGAGGGGCGAGAUUAGGAGUCGAUUGUGGGCAGGAUUAGGACCGUUUUCACUUCUGUUUUUCUACAUUAUUAUGGUGUCAAGUAUGCACGGUGCGCUAACGAGAUUUCAGACAUUUCGCGAAUGACUUUUGAUUAUCUACUCUGGUUUUAUAUAACAUACCAUAAGGUUAAAUAUCUGAUAGAUGGGGAACAAAGACCAUACCCCGAGUUCCGUGUAAGAAGGAAACUGUUUUGUCACAGUACGUAACCAUUUACUAAGCCCCCAUUCAAAGGGUUUUCAUAUUUCCCACGUUUUCCGUUCAAAGAAAUUCAGAAGAUGAUAACUGAAAUACAAUGUUUUUAACAGUUUUUAAGGAGAUUAAUAAACCUGGAAAUCUCCGAAGAUAAUCAAAAAUAAAAUAUCCUCUAAAUUUCAUAGGACGUCAACAAAGCUUACCAAUUCACUAAAGCCACUACAAUAUUUCAGUCUUUUUUACUGAAAUACAUUGUAAGGAUUACUUCGAUCUGUGUAGCAAAAUUUUUACGCAUUUCCGGAUUGCUACAGUAAGCUACAACCAAGCUUUUUUGCCCUAAGGUAUAAUACGUAUAAAAUUCUUUAUGGCACAAAUAUGAACAUAUACAUUGCAGUCUUAAGCCUUUCUCUGCAAUUUCCGACAUUUUAUCCGGCUUAGCGCUCCGCAAAAAGAGCAGUAUAAUUUUAGUGUUCAAAAAUCUUCAGCCUUUCCCCCAACUUGCAAUUUUUCAAAAGCCCUUCUUGUAACUACGUAAUCGCCUGUCAACCCUGAAAUCCCUUAUUUGUAACAAACCAAAUCUCUUGCCUAAACUUGACUACAUUUUUUAUGUCACAAAUGUCCCAGAUUUGCACUCUAAAAAUCCGUCCUUUACUUCAUGGACACUUUUAAACUCUCAGAUUUCGUAAAUGAUCUCUAGUUGGACCUUAUUAAGAACUGUUUGAGACAGUUAAUGCCGUAGGCAAUCAUGCUCAGCUUAUCUUAUAGUAGGCGCCGAGCAGGAUGAAGAUUACGAAAUCCCUUCGAUUUUCCUGGCUAUUUUUGUAAAUUUGACGUUAUCGUGUUGUCGACUAUCCUUUACGGUACACCUUAAUCCCUUCAGUUUUUACAAUGUCAAAAUUUUCAGUUCCAAAACGGCGGCCUUUUCGUUAGCACACUUGCCGGCGGCGCUGCUGGAAAGUUUCUCGGCGCUCGCCGACGGAGAAUCGUCUUCGGCCGCCGAUCCAACACAGUCCACCUCGGCCAGUUCGCCGCUGAAACGGCCGGCGAGUGAAUCGCCGGAGCCCGACGCCGAGGCCAAACGAAAGGCCAGCGAACAAGCGGUUCGAUUGUUCGCGGAUUUGAAGGCGGUUUUGGAUCAUUCCCAACCCAAUCAAGAGGGUUUACAAUACCCCUGCGGACAGUGCGAGAGAACCUUUUCGAACGACAAGAUGCUACAACAACACCAACAAAGCUUCCAUGCAGAAAAGAAUUUUGUCUGCGAGAUUUGCAAUAAAGCCUUCAGAUUCAGAUCAAAUUUGGCGGAACAUCGGAGUGUUCAUACCGCUGUAAAGCCAUUUGUCUGUCGAUUUUGUGGUAAAUCGAGUAGGCUGAAGGGUAAGUUACCAUUUCAACUACUGAAAUCAGCCCAAAAACAAGAAGACCUAGCCAGUAUUGUUUCAAAACAAUUCAAACUAGAAUUUUAACGCUUAUACGUCCGAACACCGUGUGAAAUUCGAAUUCUCGCGGUUUCUGAUAUGCCAUUACACCUUAAGCCGAUUAAGAAACAAUUUCCCUGUCUUUAACAGACUCGUGAACAGUUUGUUUAUAGUAAGGCAUUUCUAAUUGGCCCAUUUUGAAUGUUUACAGCAGUUGUAAUCUAGGCCAAAGUAAGUCCCUCUCCAUGAAUAUUACAGAACUUUCGUGUUGAAAUAAUGUUCAUUGUUACUUUUUUUCUGGAUGUCCCCAUUGUCCUAAGAUUUUGCAUGGCUUUUUUUGUAAAUUCCCUUAUGGAGAGACAAAUAACUCCCAAUUAAACGUGGAUUUCUGAACAUUUUCGGUAAUUAGAUGACAGUAUGCGAUAUUUUCCCAAUUAACAAGGCAUUAGAAAUAUACAAAUAGGCCAUGUGCGCCAUGAAACCACGAGCGAUUAACUUUAAUCCUCGAACUUUAGAUUUCGUCCCGUCAAGCGUGUUUACGGAUAAACUGCGUCGGAUUCCGAACCCUGAACAAAAAGUUCGGGAUUGUCGCAACUCAAAUCCUUUACUCGGUGCACUGUUAGCCAAUUAGCGAGCGAAAUUAGGCCUUCGAUUAAACCCCCGCUCAAUUCAUCCAAUAAAAACUUUGGGACUAAUCCAGCGAGAAUCAAAGCUCAGAGGAACCCAAAACGCCUUUUUAGCGAGCUAAGAGAGGUGUAGAUAACCGGUGAAAAUUAAAGCGCGCUGUUUUCGUGGAUAAUUUUCUGGAGAUCCUAAUCCCUUCCGCUUACAUCCCAGAUUACACUCUUAAAAAUAACCCUUCUCGUAGGCCAAUGCGGUUGUGGAAAAACUGGAAAAUUGAGCAGAUGGGAUUAGGGAGCGGCCGAAAAAAGUGUCACUAAUUCCAUAAUCGCUUGAUCUUAGCCCCCACAACUAUAGAGUCCGCAUUUCAGGAAAUCUCACCAAGCACAUUCUGAAGCACCAUCGUUCCGAACAAAUCGAGCACAUCGGCACGGACGAUAUUAUCAUCAAAAAAGGGAAGAAAUCGGUGAAAGAUCCUGCGGCGAUUGAUUUCUUGGAAAAAUCGAUGAUUGUGCUCAACCCUGAUGGCACUCCAGUCAAUGGGAAUGGUGUGCCAAGUCGGCCAGAGUAUGCGGCACAGCCACUUUCGAGAAAUUCGACUAGCAACUUGAGUGCGUCCGACGGAUCGGUAAGGACAAUAUAAUUUUGUUUCUAUUUAUAUCUUUGAUCUCCUUGCAAGCUCAAAAAGUUCAUAAUUGAGUAGAAAAUGGUUUGACAGCUUGAAAAAGCCAUAAAUUAUUUCAAAAUCCUUCAUUUCAGGCCACCCCCAUGGAGAACAAACUUGACACGCCAUUAAAUGGGUUUUUACUGUCCUUCGGCCUGGAUGCCGGUUCGUUGGACUUAAAGGGUGACUCAUCUGACGACAGAGAGAGUGACUCAUCUGGACUUGGUAAGAAAUUUUGUUAUCGUUCAAGGGUUUCAAAGUUUCGACAAAAAUUUUGGAACCCAAGUUCAAUAUAACUGUCAAAUUGAAAACAAAAAAGGAAGACUAAAGCAAAUUUGCCUUCAGGUAAUAGCACAAAUGACCAGCUUCUCGAGAAAUGCAAUCAGUUCAUGAAUAUGAGUGCCAAUGAUCAGCCUGAGAUCGAAAACGAGGAGAAACACGACGACUCAACAGAUGACGGAUCGGUCUGCCAUUCGUCCGGAUCAAAUGUUCAGAAUCUGAACGCCUUAUUCUACUCGGCUGCCAACGCUCUAAACAAUACAAACAACACACAUUCUCUGGCGGAAUUUAACAAAGCAGUGAAAGCGGACGAGGAAAACAAAAACGGAGGAGCACCAAAGCCGACGCAAUGUCCAGAAUGCGGGAAACACGUCAGAAAACGUAAGAUCUACGAAAAUUACCCAGCUAGAGGACGAGUAUACCUAAAACAACAAGAAAAAAUUUAAAUUACCUAUCUACUUCAAUCCAGUACUUUGUUUUUUCAGCCAAAGACCUGAUCACCCAUCUCGCAACCAUUCACAACAUUUCCCCAGCGAAUCCAGAUGAGAAAACUGACCGAGAGGCGCCGAAUGAGUCCAUCAAGUCGGAUGUUAGGCAACUCCUUCAAAUUGUUGGAGAACUCAAGGCAACUUCAAGUGAUUGCCACAAAAUGGAACAGGUGGGUAAUGUAACAUAAUAUUAUAAAAAAUUUUAAAAAAACUACUAAACUAGUAACAGUAAACAUGUAAAAAUAAAUUUUGUUUCUUCGAAAAUUCUUCCUACAUCUUGUUGCAAAAUGCCAAAAACUUUUUACAAUUCGGCAUUGAAGGUUUUCGUUGUGAGACGCAGAUGUGAAAACCAGUUUUCAAAAGAAAUGUUAUGAAGCUGAUUUUGUUCUUUUCAGACAGUUAACUUAAUCGAUGGUCGUGUCGGUAGGCUGGAAAAACAGUUGGAAAUGGCCCUGAACAGCAUCUACACCUUGGUCCAGCUGCAGACCGGCGUCAAUAAUCAAGUAACUCGAUUCCGCGACGACGCCUCCGAGCAACUGAACCGCGUGAUUGAACUGCUCGAGGGCAAAACGACGAAAUAG
This is a messenger RNA of Bursaphelenchus xylophilus (pine wood nematode), 25154 nucleotides long. The record is from the annotation of a GenBank genome assembly. NCBI's taxonomy places the organism in Eukaryota, Metazoa, Nematoda, Chromadorea, Rhabditida, Aphelenchoididae.